Drosophila navojoa is the source of this 510-nucleotide messenger RNA. RefSeq lists its product as uncharacterized. The record is from RefSeq and is a predicted model, not a curated record. Lineage: Eukaryota; Metazoa; Arthropoda; Insecta; Diptera; Drosophilidae.
GUGUAUACUAAAAAGAAAGUUAUCAAAGAAAAGAAUUAAAAUCAUUCGAAAUGGUUGCGUAUCAUGAUGAAUUCGAUAAUGUUGAGCAGCCGAAAACAUUAACGUAUUGGGUGCGAAAUUUUCGCAUGAAACGCAUGCAAAUGCGUCGUAAAUUGCGGGGCUCAGGCAGCCUACGCGUGAACGCCAUUUUGUCGACGGCUCUCUUCAGCGCAGAGCAUGAGCUGCGCAGAAAGCAGCAGGAACGAUUCAGUCGUUGGCUCGACGUCCAAACGAAAUUUAUUCCCAACGGCAACAAAAUCCACAAUCAGAAUAACAACUGCAGCGAAAAAUUUCAUCAUGAUUGUGACGUCACAGUGGAAACGGAGACGGAAGAAUUCGAACGUCGCAAUGUCGAAAAUAAUUUGUGGCAAAGCGAACUGAGUGGCCUCGACAAAUUUUUGAGCAGUUUAAGCAGCAGCAACAAAAACAACAAUAGCCAAUGCGCCAUUGCAGUGAGCAGUUAGUUAAAAA